GGCGGAAUUCGAGUCCAUUUCGCGGUAACGUCACAGAAGAAGAAACACCACCGAAGAAGACGCUGUUUCCGGAAGUGAUUCUUUUUUAAAAGUCCAUGUGGGUGAUUUUUUGAGUGCAAGGAAUCUGUGAAAACAUAUUAAAGAUGGGUAAAAAGGGCAAAAAGGACAAGAAAGUAAAGGGGGCAGAAAAAACGGCGGCCAAAAUGGAGAAAAAAGUCUCAAAGAGAUCGAAAAAAGAAGAGGAAGAUCUCGAGGCUCUCAUCGCAGAGUUUCAGUUACUGGAUGCGAAGAAGACGCAGGUUGUGGAGAACACGUGUCCUCCUCCGUCUCCCAGGCUCAACGCCUCUCUGAGUGCACAUCCUGAAAAAGACGAGCUGAUUCUGUUCGGUGGAGAAUAUUACAACGGGAACAAGACUUACUUGUACAAUGACCUUUUCUUCUACAACAUCAAGAAGAACACGUGGGUGAAAUCUGACGUCCCGAACCCUCCUCCACGCCGCUGCGCUCAUCAGGCGGUGGUGGUGCCCCAGGCAGGUGGGCAGUUGUGGGUGUUUGGAGGCGAGUUUGCAUCUCCUAAUGGAGAACAGUUCUAUCACUACAAGGACCUGUGGGUUCUUCACCUCAACACACACACUUGGGAACAGAUCAAGGCUCCCGGCGCUCCUUCUGGCAGAAGUGGGCAUCGCAUGGUGUUGUGUAAAAGGCAACUUCUUGUGUUCGGAGGAUUUCACGAGAGCACAAGGGAUUAUAUCUACUAUAACGAUGUUCACUCCUUUAACCUGGACACCUUCACCUGGUCCCGAUUGGUCCCGUCUGGCUCCGCCCCCUCGCCACGCUCCGCCUGUCAGAUGAGCGCAACGCCGGACGGCACCGGGGUCAUCAUUUACGGCGGCUACUCCAAAUCCAGAGCCAAGAAGGACUUGGAUAAAGGGACCAUCCACUCAGACAUGUUCCUGCUGAAGAAAGAGGGCAAAGAAGAGCAAGAGAAGUGGUCGUGGAGUCGCGUGAACCCGUCGGGGGUGAAGCCUCCUCCUCGCUCAGGGUUCUCUCUGGCCAUGGGUCCAGCAGGACGAGCGAUCGUCUUCGGCGGAGUGUGUGACGAGGAAGACGAGGAGACCCUGGAGGGAGAUUUCUUUAAUGAUCUUUACCUGUACGACAUCAACAAGAGCCGCUGGUUCCCGGGACAGCUCAAGGGGACCAAGUUGGAGAAGAAAAAACGGCGGCGUGGGAAGAAGGCGGAGGAAGACGGAGGACAGGAAAAUGAAACGAAUCAGGAGAGCGACGAAAGAGAGGAACAACCGACAGAAAUCGUGAAGGAGGUCGUCACCGAGGACGGAACGGUGGUGACCAUAAAGCAGGCCGUUCCCACGGCACAGGAGAGCGAGGACGAGGAAGAUGAGGAGGAAGAAGAAGGUGCGGCCGCUCCGGUUGUGGAGCCGUGCCCGAGGUCGAGCGCCAUGGCAACGGUUAAACACGGGAAGCUGUAUUUAUACGGAGGAAUGUUCGAGGUCGGAGAUCGCCAGUUCACCCUGAACGACCUCUACUGCCUCGACCUUCACAAGAUGGAGCAGUGGGAGGAGCUGGUGAAGAUGGAUCCCAAAACUCAGGAGUGGUUAGAAGAAUCCGAGUCGGAGGACGAUGGUGAGGAAGAGGAGGGUAAAGAAGAGGAGGAUGAGGAAGAAGAGUCUUUGGGAGAGGAGGAGGAAGAGAGCGAUGAAGGUGAAGAAGAACAUCCCCUGGUGAAGUCAGGUGAGAGUGUGUGUGAGUAUCAGAAGCGGACCGAGGCGUACUGGCAGCAACUGGCUCGCUCUAACAUGGGCCCUGAUGCCAAGGACAAGAAGGUCAACAAAGUGGGGCUCGCCAUGGCCAAGGUGUUCUACGAGGAUCAGGCGUAGCAGAGGGAGUGUGUGUGUGUGUGUGUGUGUGUGUGUGUGUGUGUGUGUGUGUGUGUGUGUGUGAGAGAGAGAGAGA
Messenger RNA from Silurus meridionalis, 1971 nucleotides. RefSeq names its product kelch domain containing 4 (gene klhdc4). Gene Ontology annotation, molecular function: protein binding. The record is from RefSeq and is a predicted model, not a curated record. Lineage: Eukaryota; Metazoa; Chordata; Actinopteri; Siluriformes; Siluridae.